Messenger RNA from Durusdinium trenchii, 1546 nucleotides. NCBI's taxonomy places the organism in Eukaryota, Dinophyceae, Suessiales, Symbiodiniaceae. The record is from the annotation of a GenBank genome assembly.
AAGCUGUUCAAUGAAAUGAGAUCGAACUCCAUUGGAAGUGUGCUGGGCUGCUUUCUGUGCGCAUGCCACUUAACUUGCGUUCAGAGUGAGACAUGUGAGACCUCCAGCUUGCUGCAGUUCCACCCGGUUGAUGCCAACGGCAAGUACGACACCCACGGCAGCAGCACAUUUGCACAGUCGAUAGUGGGCGGGCCUUCAAUUUCAAAUGUCACUGGCCCUGCCAAGAUUUUCAGGACAAAAGUACAAGCCUUUGAUAUCAGCGGGCUGAACAUGUAUGAUGGAGCCGGUGCAUUGGUUGCAUUUGACAGUCAUCGAUUAUAUCGGUUUCAAGCAGCUGACACUGCCAGCAAAGAGAAGUCCUGGAUCGCUGUCUAUGGCUUGGUGGCUAUGAUCCUGAUUGCCGUCAGCCCUAUUGCUUACUACGAGGGCCCUCAAGCUCUUCUGAUGGUUAUUUCAUACUUGUCAGCUGUGACGUUGGUCAAGGUCUUUGUGAAAGAAACCAUCAAUCUCGGCUACCCGUAUCCAAAUACACUGACUGCGAUGCACAUGCUCGCCGUAUGCCUAGUGACCUUGAUCUUCGAACGGCCCAAGAUGGAUGAAGCCUUGAAGGUGUUGCCCAUCUCCGUCUUGAACGGCCUCUCCCUUCUCACCAACAACACGGCAUUCCUCUACGGAGGGGUGGCUUUUGUGUCGAUGAUCGCAGCCAAUGUCCCCUUCAUGACCUUUUCGCUGGAGCUUAUUAAAGGAAAGCGUUCUUUUAACUUUGCUUCAGCUUUCUCCGUGGGAAUGGUUUGCGGUGGCAGCAUUUGCUGCAUCCAGGGUGAGGUGAAUGCCUCCCUUGCAGCCUUCAUUUGGGCAACCAUCAGCGCCCUGCUACGGUCCGCACGCGGUGUGUGGCAGCAUGAGUUGGUCUCUUUGAGCCUCUCUCCCUUGCGCUUGGUCUUUUGGAACGGGUUUUGGUCUGGCUGCAUCACUUUGGUGACGAUGGUGGCCAGCGGCGAAUGCUUGGAAGGUUUGAUGAUCCUCCCAACCAUCGGUGCUGAAGUGCAGGUUGCGCUCUUGAAUUCCAUUUUGGCCGCCGUGUGUCUCAACAUCACGCAGUGGUAUGCCAUGAAGGCUUUGGGUGCUUUGAUGUCAAGCAUCGUCGGCAACUUGAAUCUGAUCCUUGUGAUUGCUCUGUCAAUAGCGUGGCUGCACGAACAGGUCACGGCUUGGCAGUACGUCGGAGUGCUCCUCUUGGCCACUGGUACUUUCACCAACAAGAUGCAGGGCUUUUGCUUCUCCAGCCAAAAUGGCAACACGACUCCACGUACCGACAAUCCUCGCAAGACCCCGGACAGUGAGCCGAAGGAAACAUCUCCUGCCACACUUGCGUCAUUAGGACUCAAACCGCGUGGUGAGAAUCUAUCUGGUGGGAAGACACCCUGAGAGAUGCCUUGGUCAACCCAAGAGCUAACUCCGAUCCAAAUAUGUUUACAUCAUUUUCAAAGGUUUUACAUCUAGCCAUUUCACCAAACUUGCUUGCACUCCUGGCACUGGCUAAAAA